Messenger RNA from Suillus bovinus, 1240 nucleotides. Its product is annotated as cytochrome P450. Bases 123 to 845 code for a protein of 240 amino acids. The record is from RefSeq and is a predicted model, not a curated record. The transcript has 7 exons. NCBI's taxonomy places the organism in Eukaryota, Fungi, Basidiomycota, Agaricomycetes, Boletales, Suillaceae. Gene Ontology annotation, molecular function: heme binding; monooxygenase activity; oxidoreductase activity, acting on paired donors, with incorporation or reduction of molecular oxygen.
UAGUAGGAUGUUACUUACGAGCUCUCGAAAGCUUUGCUGCAGCGACAAUCUUGAAAGUUGCAUAUGGGAAGACCACGCCGACGUCAGCAACUGAUCCCGAAGUCAGAGAGGUUCGUCAGCUCAUGUCGCGCUUUCGUACACUCCUGCGCCCCGGUGCCUACUGGGUGGACACGAUACCGUGGCUCAAAUACCUUCCUUGGUAUGCGCCAGAAUUAAGAGACGAGUCCAAGAGGGCUACGCGACUCUACACAGACCAGCUGAAUCGUGUGAAACUGCACAUGCGGCCCUUCGUUUUCAAACACAUUCUAGAAAAUGGACAACUCUAUGGUUUGACAGAGAUAGAGAUGGCUUAUCUUGCUGGCGGCUUCUUUGGAGCAGGGACCGAAACAACCGCUACGGCGAUAUGCAUAGUGCUGAUGGCGGCUGCACGCUUCCCUGAAGAGCAAGCUAAAGUGCAGGCCGAGCUUGAUGCAGUCAUCGGAAGGGAGCGAGCACCGACCUUCGACGAUAGACCAUCCCUUCCUCGUCUGGAGGCCUUCAUAUCUGAGGCUCUGAGAUGGAGACCGUUGGCUCCUGAUGGAUUUCCUCACCGAACUACUGAAGAUGUAAUUUUGGGCAAGUGCUCUUUAAAUAAAUUUGUUCUGCGAGGACAAUCUGACAUCCGCCGGCAGGAAAACUAUUGCAUUCCUGCUGGAACUACAGUAUUCGGCAAUCAUUGGGCCAUCUCUCGGGAUCCAGAAGUCUAUCCCGAGCCUAAUGCAUUCAAGCCCCAGCGCUGGAUUGACGACCAAGGUCGUUUGAGAGACGAUCUCACAUUCUUUGUAUUUGGGUUUGGUCGGCGGUGAGCACCACCUUGCGCGAUGCACUUUCUUUGAUUGUCCUUCCUUCCAGCGUAUGCCCAGGUCAACACGUUGCGAACAGAUCGGUGUUCAUAAAUUCGCUUCUUAUUCUUUGGGCUUUCCAGCUCAAUCUGGAUCCUACGAAGCCGCAGGAUGAUGGGGUUCGCGGGGGCCUUCAUGCCAAAUGUUCCAUGCGCUAUUGAAUUCCAACCGAGGGUACCAGAAGUUGAGCUUAGGCGUAUGAUGCAGGAUUAUCCCAAGGCUGAGUGAACAGAAUAAUCACUAGGGGGCAGGUGGCGAAUCGUCAUAUCAUUAUCACAAUUUCAACUUGACUUGGAGUUUGACCCGUGUAACAUAGUCAGCUACGUACAUAGUCUCGCAACCACGUAUGUAUGGGUCCG